CCCCUCCCCGCACUUUACCUAUACCCCCUCAACGACUCCUUCAUCCCAAAACACAUCCACCUACCCCCCAACCAGCGCGUGAAGAUCGGUCGCCAAACCAGCGCAAAGACCGCGCCCGGCGAGAGGAACGGCUUCUUCGACUCCAAGGUCCUCAGUCGCCAGCAUGCAGAGGUCUGGGAGGAGGCUGAAAAGAUAUACAUCAAAGACGUCAAAAGCUCCAACGGUACAUUCAUCAACAGCGAGCGCCUCAGUGCAGAGGGUGCAGAGUCAGACCCCUUCGAGCUCAAGACAGACGAUAUCGUGGAAUUCGGCAUUGAUAUCGUGGGUGAAGACAACAAGACGAUCAUCCACCACAAGGUCGCCGCACGCGUCGUCUGCGUCAUCACGGAGCAAGAUGCGCAGGCCGCAGCCCGCGCAGAACAACAUCAGCCCGGUCCGUCCAUGGUCAGCCUCUCCGCUCGGACUCCUGCCGCAGCCACCUCCUCCAAUGCCGCAUUCAACUUUGCUGCUGCACAAGGCGCUCCCGGUCAGCCUCAGCGCAGAGGCGUCAUGCAACAGCAAGGCCUCAGCGCUCUCGACGGCAUGGGCGGUAACAUGCGCGCCCCCGGCAAGGGCAGCCUCUCCUUCGACUAUAUCCUUACUCGUCUUCAAGGCGAGCUCCAGAAGUCUCGAGAGACUGGAGCGGAGCUUAACUCCCUCUCGGGCGCGAUGAACGAAAUCCACGAAACACUGAGUGGUGUCCCGCCCUCGAAUCUCCCUCCAUACCCCCAAUCAAUUCCUCCUGUCCAACCACCUCAGCCACCGCCUCCAACCGAGCCGCCCACUAGCGAGAACUCGGCGCCAACUCCUGCCACAGUCGUCGAGCUGCAGUCUCAACUACAGGAAACUCAAGUCUCUCUUGCCUCCUUUGUCGACAAGAUCCGCGCCAUGGAGGGUAUGCUCUCUGAGCACGAAGCCAUCAAGCGUGAAGUCAGCACCCUCCGCGAGCUAAUGGAGGAGGAAAAACGCGAAUUAGAC
Molecule: messenger RNA, 1017 nt
Organism: Heterobasidion irregulare TC 32-1
Lineage: Eukaryota; Fungi; Basidiomycota; Agaricomycetes; Russulales; Bondarzewiaceae
Exons: 4
Cellular component (GO): cytoplasm
Molecular function (GO): protein binding
Source: RefSeq, a predicted model, not a curated record